Molecule: messenger RNA, 6399 nt
Organism: Bursaphelenchus okinawaensis
Lineage: Eukaryota; Metazoa; Nematoda; Chromadorea; Rhabditida; Aphelenchoididae
Source: the annotation of a GenBank genome assembly
AUGCUCCGACUUCGUAAACUUUCGUCCAGCGUAACAGGUAUUUUACAGUUUUUGGUAGUUAUUUUAUUACCUAAAUGUCAUCGUACUGUUAAAAAUUUUUAUGUUGAAGUCGAUAGUCAAAUACUGCUUGUUGAACUGUUCUUCCUUGAAAGAAUACUUCUAAAUCACCAUCCAAUAAACGCAUUACUAUGAUUUAUUAGAUUUACUGUCGACAUCACUGUCAAGAAAGCGCGAGACCAGUGAUGACUUUAUGGCUGCCAGAUAUCCCCUCCAUUUGGCUGUGACGAUUGGAAACCUAGUCCAGGUCAGACAAUUAGUCGAGAAAGGGAUUAGCCGCAUCGAUGACGAAGAUGAAAGAGGUAAUACUUACAGGUUAAUUUGCGAUUGUUGUGACUUUUUGAUGAAAAAUUUAAAAAGUGAUUUUAAAAACUUAAAAGUUACAUAAAACAACCUUUUUAGCUAAAAAAAUACCCAUUUCCACCCGCCCUGUGUCGGUUAAAUCCAAACCCUUAUUUUUCACAGGUGGAUACCUCCUCUCCCCUAGAAACGACCCUGGUAGCAGUUAUAAUAGUCAUUCAUUAUAUCAGCGAGAGCAACCUCUUAUAAUCUGUUUAUAUCUAUAACAUUUGAUAAAGAUGCCUUUAUCGGUAGUAUAAUAUUAAAACCUUUAUCUAUAAUAUAUUAUUAUAACCUUUAAAGGUCAAAUUGCACUUCACUUGGCAGUGUUGUCGCCAGAUACUGACAUCACCGAGUAUCUGAUAAGGAACAAGACUUGUGUCGACCAUUCUGAUUACUUCCAGUGUACAGCGUCACAUUUGGUGGCCAAGUACAACAAGAUGGACCAGUUCAACUUGUUAAUGGCAGCCGGUGCCGACUUUACAUUAAGGGAUCGGAGCGGGAAAUCAGCGUUUGACGUUGUCUGUGAGUUUGGGGGAACACCCAUGCUUUUGAAGCUCAUAGACAACGGUAUUCUGAAGAAGAACUUUGAGAACGAUAGCGUUCACACUUUACGACAACACUCUGCUCUACACUUGGCGGCUAGAAACGGACACGUUGAAGUAACUAAUUUUAAUUUGAAAAGUGUGCAAAAUUACAUAGUCUUGCUAUAAUUUAAGAACACAAUCAUCCACAUUCCUUUCAAAACAUUUAUUGUAUUUUAGGUAUGUUACUAUUUGAUCACCAAUGGAUUCCCCAUCAAUAUCAGAACUACGCGCGGAUCAGCCUUACAUGAAGCUAUCUCUGAAAAACAAAUCGCUGUGAUCACAUUCUUGCUUAACGUACGUUACAUAAAUUUUGCAGUAGAACAAAAAAUUAUUAUACUAAAUGAACAACUCUUCCUACGUCUAUUUUUGCCUUACUUCAACUUCAAAUGUAAUUCCUCAAACAUUUUAGCACCACAUUGACCUCCGUAUAUCUGACAGCCAUGGUGUCACAGUGGUGGACCUGUUUGCUCAGUUCUGCGAUAACCGCAACAAAUUCAGCACGGAAUUGGGUCUGCUAUUGCGGAGUAAGGAUUAUUUUAAACCGUCUUGAAUAUGCAAAAUAAGAGGCCUUCGGAAUAAUCGAGCCGCCUGAGAACAAAAAAAGCGACCCGCGCAAUUGGGUGGCCUCUCUGACAGGCUCUUCGAGGGCCAGCAACAACUGGUGGGUGCCAGUUGCAUUGCUAACCACACAGAACCGGUAUCCAGCCGAGUUCGGAUGGUUUCGUUUUUCGGUCAGCUGCCAAUCGACGUAAGAGAAGAUUCUCGACUUUCAUCCACAAAUGCUUCCAAUUCCCGACUUUCACCGAGAAAUGCCCGAGAUUCUUCAUUUCUCAAAUGUUUGAGAUUUUCAAGUUUUUGUUUUCAACUCCAUUUGAUCUGUCUUUAAAGAUCGUUAAAGCAUUAAGCGAAUUGAUGAAACCUUAAGCCCGUCUCUGUAGUCAUUUUACGGCGAAAAAAAGACUGGCGGAACCAUUAAAGCCUAAAAUAUGUUGCUCCGUAGUGCUGCGUUUAGUUUUGCAAUUUUAAAUCUGAAUUUGACUUUAUAUUGUCAACAGUAGAUUUAAAAACUUUAAAAUGUGUACGUGACCGGUUUGACGUGAAAUACUUUUAAAAUUUGCAAAAUUUAAACCUAGCGGCUAUUGACAAAAAAUAUUACUUAUCUGAAGAAUCUGACUACUUCUUACUUUUGUAUAGCAACUCAGAUUAGUAACAUCGCACAUACCCAAUAUAGAGGUUUUGCCAUUUGUUUUGCGAAUACCUUCACUUUACUUUGUAAUGUUUUUGCUACAGCUGCGCGCAAACAGUUCAUCUGAAUUUUGGCUUUUUCCUCUCCGAAAAUGGUUAUCAAUGGGGGUUCCCGCUGCGUAAGGCUACCUUCUUUUUGCACACGUCGCUUUCCCGCUACUUAAUUCGUUACGAGUAAAACGUAAUUAGCAUAAGACACAAAUCAUGUCUUCAUAAAACAGGGGCAGGGGGAGCGCGCCAAGGACGGGCGGGGGCAGGGAGGGUAAUGGACAGAGUGAACGUCGAAGAGUAAGAUCCACUCGACGCUCGAUCUCCGCGCUUUUUAUGCCAGUUUCGUGUUAAUAUUAAUUUAUGCAAAUUUUCGCAAGCGAAAAACACUACUACAAUCGUAUAAUUUUAUGAGUUUGUUGUUGUUAUAAUAGUAAUUUGGGCGGUUUUACGUUUACGCAGGUUUUUUCAACAAGUCUUCUUGUUUAGACGAAAUGUCACAAAAGUUCGAUCGCAAUUUUUAGAAAACAAUAUUUUGCUUUUUUAAAAGAAUUGACCAAGAAAAUGUUAUUCUUUUUAUGUUAUAUGUUAUUUCUUGCUCCUUAUAUGAUUAUAGCUCUAAACCCUCGGCCGAAACGCCAUUCGUACUUUCCUAAUUUGCUUAUUUUAUGCGAACUCUCGUUUUUAUGCCUUUUAUAUGAUAGGAAAACAUCGUAAAAACCGCCGCAGAUUCUAAACAUUUUAUGUCUGCCUGAGGUCAAAUGGGAAUUGGGGGAGUUUCGGACACAAGAAAUCAUGUUUAAUACAUGUGAUGGGCUUUCGAAUCAAGUCUAAUAUGUUUCAUUGCAGGCUAUCCACGGAGAACGUAUGCCCAGGCUUUAGUCGAUUACUACGAUCCCGACAAUCCCGACGCCCUCGCCUUUUAUGAACACCAACUCAUUUGGGUAGGUUGGUUUACCGUAUAUUUUGGCUGUCUUGUAGAGUCUCCGCGCUAUAUUAUAGUAGGUCAAAAUGUGAUAGAAAACUUAAAAGGACGGAGUUUUUUUUGAAAAAGAAGAGUUUUUUUACAUAUAUUUUUACCUAAUUAGCACAAGUUGAAAGCUUAUUUUCAUCUAACAGUGAUUUAUUUUAUCAACAAACAUAUAUAUAUUGUUAGGUUAAAAUCUCUUAAUGUGAAAAAACUAUUCUUACGCGCGUGUAACCUAACAUGACUUUAUGUGAUUGUCUUCUGCUUAACACAAAUAUAAAAUGUUAACGAGCUGGCGACCGUGUUAACGAGCCCAACCGUGACUACUCGCUGAUUUAAUUUAAACAUUUAUGCAUAAAGUUAUAAGGCUUUCCUUUUGUGCUUCCGUUUUAAACAUUUCACGCCUCCGGGCUUUUCCAAACCAUAUUUAAAUUUAAGACGUCUAAACAAAGCGAAGGUGGGUUGUGGUCAAGGGAUUGGUUUUGCGCCUCAAAAGUUCGCUCAAGGUUGGUCACUAACACGAGAGGGGGGGGAGGUGACUGAAUGGGUGUUCGCUUUUCUCUCCGGAAAUAUCUUUAUUCAGAUUGGGGAGUGUAUGGGUUGAUUGCAGAGGAUACCAUUGUUUUUGAAUAGAACAAGGAAGGGCAUGUUUUUGCAUUUCGUGGGAGUUUAGUACUAUAACAUUCUCAAGUUGGACUUUAUUUACUUUUACUCCAACAUCUUUCGAGGUUUUUGUUUAUCCUUUUUUGUAAAUUUACUUUUUAAUUUCUUGUUUGUUAUAGUAGCCUUUAAGUUGUUUUCCUCUACUAAAUUUCCCUUUUUUAAACCAUCAGGCCUUAAAAGUUAUUGAAUAGAUCAUACCGUAACAUAGAGCCAACUAAUUGUAGAAUAUAUGAAUAUAUGUUUCUAAUUUAAUUCUUUGUUUUUUAAAUUGAAGAAGUCAAAGUAUAAUAAUAUGUUGCAGGUUAUCGACAACAACAGUCCAGUGUUUUGGAAGGGAGUUAUUUUCGAAGAGUUCGGUUACUCACGGGCGGGAGUGUUUCCCCCGGAACUGGUAGUGAUUGUAGAUAAAAAGGGUUCAGGUAAUUUUGGUUAUAUUUGCACAUGUUGUUAGUCACCACGCUAUUGGUGAUAUGCAAACAUGGCUUUUGUAAUUUGUUUUCAGACAAUAAUCAAAUUUAACAAUUAAUUUGCUUAUUAUCACAAUGUUUUAAAUAUAUAAUUAUGUUUUAUGGCAAAAAAUGCAUAGAGUCAUUUUUUAUUAGUUAGGGCUUUAUUUUUAAAAAAUUUCGAGGCAUUUGAAUUAUCCAUUACUUAUUCAGAUGAGAUGAAGCCCUCCGAUCCCAGCCACAUCUACGGCACCUCAUCAAAAAUGACUGUCCGCCGAAUCAAGCGCAUCGAAGCUCCGGUUGUUCCAGAUCUGCCAGGGAUGACAGAAUUCAGUCGAAGGUCACGCAACUUCUCAGGCGGCAGUCGAAAGUCGACCAGUACGAUAAACAUGUUGCCUGAUCUGCAUUCGUGUCACUCUAAUUCGCCAUCUUCGUCGCGAGCUGCCAGCAGUUGCGCCGACCCGGCUGGUAAGUGUGAUGACAACCCGAUCACAUCACUUGUGAAACGCGUGAAAGCAUCUGCAUAUGCCGGUUCUUCGGGGCUCAAGUGGACCUGAAGAGCGGGUCGCUUACUUUAUUUAGUGUCAUUUUCUUUAUUUUAACGUACAUUACAACCAUUCUAAUUUUCAGAUCUUGCCUCUCCCUCAUUUGAAACCGGCACAUUAAGUCGGUGUGAAAUGAGCGUUCCCAGGUCCGGAACGUUGUCCACCUUCCAGUCAAACAAUGUGUGUCUGCCUGACCGGGCAACAUCUGGGCGAAACUCGACCGGAUCCACUUCAUCUUCGCAGAACAGCUCCGGCUUCGAAAGUGGAAAGGUGAGCUUUUUUAAUAGGCAACUACUCGACAAAAACAAUAAACUAUUGAAAAAUGUUCCUAGAAUCUUUACAGUAGUUAUGAACAUGCUUGCAUAAAGAAAAGAUCAGUAAAACCACACAUUAUCCCACAUCUUAAUCAUUUUUAAAAGUAUAGUUGAACCACGAUAUAAAGUUAUAAAUGUUUUUUUAGUUUGAAAACACAGCAAUCUACAGUACCACCUCAUUUUCUUCCUACCUAAACUCAUCGCCCUUAAGGCAAAACAAUGCAAUCAACCGCCAAUUCUCAUCUACAGAUGUAUAUGCAACGUUAGAGGACAACAAUAGCUUGGAUAUCAGUGAUAUGGUAUCAAAAGGGGUACCAGACCAGGAGAUCCUAGGGGAAUGGCUACAGAAGCUGGGGAUGUCACAGUAUUUCUCGGCCUUUAUUUUACAAGGCUUUGAUGUGUCAUCGGUCUCCAAAUUAACUGCCGAGGAUUUGUCAGCACUCGGAGUGACAGAUCCACGACAUCGCAAGAUUAUUCACGCCGACAUUCAGAAUUGGUGCGUCGUGGAUGGAUGGCCACGCACUGUGACUCCGACGUCUUCUACUGUGUAAGUUUACACUUAUUUACGUUAAAGUGUAUUAAUUUGAACUUUUUGUAUGAUUAGUAGUACUAUAGUUACAAGUUUACUUUUUUAAAUUUAACUUUUUUGAAUAAAAAUAUGUCAUAAAUUAACCAAAUCUAUUCAGGGCGUGGCUAAAAGCCAUCGGGCUGAUACAAUAUGCCAGAUUAUUCGAAACAGAGGGUUAUACCACAAUGGACAAGGCCGAAGAGCUGACAUUUGAGGACCUGGAAGACAUGGGAAUUAAAAAGCUGGGCCACAUCAAACGCAUUUGUUUGGCCCUCAAAAAGCUGAAAACGUGUCGUCGGAAACAAGAAAUGGACUCAUCAUUAGCACGCCCCACCACGUCAAUGACAACUUUAAACUACCCCAGACAUCCCUCUCAGUCGUCUCUCAAUACUAAUACCCAAGAAGAAUGGAGACCCAAAGCACCAGUAUCGAGUAUCUUGUCCGAGAAUCCUCAACUUCCUCGCUCCAUCAAUGGCGACGUACUUGACGUUGGAGUGGAGCAGCUGAGUUUGUUCGACCACAAUCCACCCUCGCCAGCUCCCGAGCCCUACUCUACCCUACCUCCAUUGCCUUUAAGUGCUCGUUUGUACAAAAUUAACAGUCAGGACUUUACAAGAAACUCUACUGCGAAUCUGGCACGGUCUUCUACGUUCUGUUCCAAUCCUUCGAGUCUAUGUUAA